This is a messenger RNA of Daphnia pulicaria, 788 nucleotides long. RefSeq lists its product as uncharacterized. The transcript is spliced from 5 exons. The record is from RefSeq and is a predicted model, not a curated record. The coding region runs from base 62 to 694 and encodes 210 amino acids. Lineage: Eukaryota; Metazoa; Arthropoda; Branchiopoda; Diplostraca; Daphniidae.
CGUUCGUUCGAAUUCUCAUAUCGAAUUCGGGUCAACAAAAUCGUCUCAGCUGAACUCGAAAAUGGCCAAUAUUUUACUGCUAAAGAUCGUUGUCGUUUCUCUACUUGUCUUUGCCUUGGAAACUUCAAGGGUUGCGGGAGUUUUAAAGUAUGGUGAAUGCAAUGGGCUUAGUCUCGUAAAUACGGCUUCUGGCAUUUCCCCAAGUCAAUGUGUUCUAUUAGGAGGAACAUGCUGUGAUUUAGGCGGUUAUAUGGUUAACAACCCGAAAGAAAUGGAGGCAACUGACACGUGUCUAACCUGCUACAAAUCGAGUGUCAAGGUGGAAUGCACUGGAAAGUUAAUUCGAUCCAGGCCUUAUGGCACCGGCAACCGGGUUACGGCUAAAGACUGCAUUGCCCAGAAAGGCCGGUGCUGCUCAGGGGUAAAUAAACCUUUCAACCCGAACAGUACUCCAGAUGAAUACUGCUAUAGUUGCUAUUCCGGUACACCAAAAACAACUAAAUGCAGUGGUAAACUUCUGUCAUCUAUUUUUUUCACACCAAAUUUCUGUGUUCAAUUUGGAGGACGUUGCUGUGAUGGAGACUGGACAGGCACCAAAAAAGGCUCAGCUUUUUGCACUUCAGCAAUUUUUAAUUCUGCUCUUCAGAAAAAUUGCAAUCUUUGUUACAGUGGAUCUCCAAAGGUUGUGGCCUAGUCAGGACAAACGAAUUUAAAAUUAAAUAAAUGUUUGAUUUGACUCGAGUUCUGUAAGACCUUAUAUACAGCAAAUACAAUAAUGAAGCAAUUAA